AUGUCCCAAGUCGAGAAGCCAAAGUCGACUGCCCAGCCUGUUCAGGUUUAUGGCCGUAAGGUAAGAAUUUUCUCAUUUUUGUCUAUGUUUUAGAUGUUGCUCUCGGCUAUAAGUGUAGUUUUGUUUUUUAGAAGUUGGCUACCGCCGUCGUCUACGCCAAGGAAGGAAAAGGCUUGAUCAAGGUUAACGGCCGUCCCCUUGAGCAUCUUCAGCCAGAAAUCCUACGAAUCAAACUUCAGGAGCCUCUUCUUAUCGUCGGAGCCGACAAAUUCGCUGGAAUCGACAUGCGAGUCAGAGUCAAGGGUGGUGGUGCCGUCGCUCAAAUCUAUGGUGAGUCUUGCAGAAUAUUGUUUGCGUUUAGGAAGAGCUUUCAUGAACUUUGAGAAUGUUUAACUGUCCUUAGAAAUGAUAUUGUUUUAUUAAAUAACGUAUUGCGGAUUGUUCGCAUUUACGUUUCUGUUACUUAUUUCUCUGCUUUUAGCUAUCCGACAAGCCAUCUCCAAGGCCCUGAUCGCCUACUACCAGAAGAACGUUGACGAACAGAACAAGAAGAUCCUCAAGGAGUUGUUGGUCACAUACGACCGCUCUCUGUUGGUUGCCGAUCCUCGUCGCCGUGAGCCCAAGAAGUUCGGUGGUCCAGGUGCCCGUGCCCGCUACCAGAAAUCUUACCGUUAA
Bursaphelenchus xylophilus (pine wood nematode) is the source of this 675-nucleotide messenger RNA. NCBI's taxonomy places the organism in Eukaryota, Metazoa, Nematoda, Chromadorea, Rhabditida, Aphelenchoididae. The record is from the annotation of a GenBank genome assembly.